This is a messenger RNA of Osmia bicornis bicornis, 1071 nucleotides long. RefSeq names its product metaxin-2-like. Gene Ontology annotation, biological process: mitochondrion organization. Gene Ontology annotation, cellular component: SAM complex. The record is from RefSeq and is a predicted model, not a curated record. NCBI's taxonomy places the organism in Eukaryota, Metazoa, Arthropoda, Insecta, Hymenoptera, Megachilidae.
GUAACGAAAAUAACAUGGACGCUUCAAUUUGAAGAUCUGUUUGAAUUUUUUAUAAGUGAUCAAAAUAUUGCCUGCAAGAAUUCACCUAUAAGGAAAAUAUAAAGAUAAAAAUUACUUUCCCGGUUCACCGCUCGUUUGUUUUGUCCGAAAUACAUAAGUAAGAAAGCUUUAAAUUUUCACUGUUGUUAGCAUCACAGUUAAUUAAAUAAAAUGCCUGAGACUCUGUUAGGAGAUUCUAUUACUUUAGGAUUAGAAGCCCAAGAUCCAUGGCCUCAACAAAUUACCUUAUAUCAGCCUUAUGAUGUUGAACAGAUAUUAUUACCUGACAAUGCAAAUUGUUUAGCUGUUCAGGCUUUUCUUAGAAUGUGCAAUGUUGAGUUUCAAUUAGAAACCAGGAGCAAUGCAGAGUAUAUGUCUCCUUCCGGGCGUGUACCAUUCAUAAAAUGUGGAGCAUUCAUAAUAUCCGAAUUUGACAAUAUUGUGUCAUUCAUGGGAAAUAAAGGCAUAAGUUUAUCAGAACAUUUGUCCCCAACAUGUAAAUCAGAUAUGAGAGCCUACAUGUCGCUAGUAGAUAAUGUAUUCUUUAAUGCCGAAUUGUAUAUUUGUUGGGUUGAUGAAGCAACUCUAAAUGAAGUGACUAAACCAAGGCACGGUAGCGUCUAUCCUUGGCCCUUGAAUCAUUUUUUAAACUGGCAAAAAAGAAAGGAGGAUAAAAAGCUAAAUGUACUUGGUUGGUAUAAUAAAACUGUGGAAGAAGUAUGUGGUGAAGUCAAAAAUUGUUGUACAAUAUUAUCUGAGAGACUGGAGAAUAACGAAUAUUUCUCUGGGGAAGAGACACCUAAUGAAUUGGAUGCCUUAGUGUUUGGACACAUUUUUACAAUACUCACGACACCUCUACCUGGUAAUAAACUGGCGAGUAUUGUCCGAAGCUAUCCGCUGCUAGUACAUCUCUGUGAACGUAUUGAGACUAGACCAAGCCUGCACUACCCGAAACAGCAUCAGCCGUGCACACCGGUUUCUGAAUAUAAUCACUCACCUGAUAUCCAAAUGCUUGUGGACUAUUAUCAAUAA